GCCGGCUGUCUGCCGAGCGGCGGCGCGGCGCGGCGCGGCGGCGGCGGCGGCUGCAAUCGAUGCCGGGCGACCGGCGGCGGCGCGGCGCGCGGCGGCAGUGAGACUGUGUCCGGAGACGUGUGGCCAUGUAGCGAGGAGACCGUCGCCGCCAUGUCGAGGCCGACCCUGUGGAUCGUCUGGAUAGCAGCGCUCUGCGCGCUCGGCGAUGCCGUGCACGUCAGCCUGGAGCACGCCGAGGACGGCUUCUUCUACCGCCCGGCGGCGAGCGGCGCUGCCCCGCCGUCGUCCGGCGACGCUCCGGCCGACGGCUGGCUCAGCGGGCUGCACCUGUUCACGCUGCGCGACCCGCGCCAGCCGGCGCUGGUGCGCGCCGACCACGGCCCGUUCACCACCCGCCAGUCGGCGCCCGUGCCGCUGCCCAUCGAGGUGGCCAACAUCACCGACCCGGUGCACUUCCACGCGGCGGCGCCGCGCGUCAGCGCCCACCUGGUCACCCGCGAGGUCACCCAGGAGCGGCCCGUGCUGCGCGUACUGAUGGCGGCCGCGCCGGCCGGCGGCGGCGGCGCGCGGCCGCACCAGCGCACCCUCUGCGUCACCGUGAUGGUGAGCCGCGGCCACGAGCUGCUGACGGCCCACUGUCAGCCGGACAGCACGGGCGUGUGUCUGGCGGAGGCCGUGCUGCCGGCCGCCUGGUGGCCGCGCCGACCGUCCGCCCACGCCGGCAAGAAGCCCGUCAAGAACCAGGCGGCCGUCUCCUACCUGCUGAGCGCCGCCAGUGGCCGCGGCGACUGCGCCGCCGGCGAGGCCGGCCUGCCCAGCCAGCCGGUCACCACCGCAGGAGUGGUCUCCCUCACACACGCCCGAGAGGCCAGCAAGCUGUACGAGCUGGGCCGACACGUGCGGCUGGCCGUGCCGCACGGGCCGCUCUACCCCAAGACGCGGGUCUACAUCCCCGUAUUCGUGGUGCCCAGCGAGCAGGAGGCGGUCUUCGGCUUCACGCUAAGGGCCCGCGUGCGUCACGACCUGCAGGUACUUGGCGCCGAGCUGGCCUCUGAACGCUGGAACAUCAGCGUCACGUCCAGCAAACGGCGCGGAGCUGUCACCGUGACGGCGUACGGCCGGCAGGGCCCGCUGCCGGCCGUCACCGAAUCAUCCAACACAGACGGGGCGUACGAGGUGUUUACGCUGCUGCUGCGCGUGGAGGAGCACCCGGAGCUGCGGGAGGGCGGCAAGGUGAUCUGGAGGCUGCAGUACCUCUCCGGAGGACGGCCACAGGACGGUGACCCGGCCGGGGACCAGCGCAGACACCCGCGGCGGAAGAUUGUCACCCAGCUGAACCUGCAGAAGGACGACACACAGAUGGUGCUGCCGAUGGCCAAGACAACCGACCUGGUGAACACGGCCAUGCUGACGGGCGCCCAGGUCACCGAGCCGCUGCGCGUCUUCAUGGUCAGCCAGUCGGGAGACGUGGCCGACGUCACACUCAAGUCCUCCUGCAAGUCGACCGACGAGAGCGUCCUCAAGGUGUCCUCCUCGUGCACGUCGGUCUACCUGGACGGCUCGGAGGCCCGGGGUAGUCAGAACGCGACCGUGAUCGUCGACUACGGCACCUACCACGGCUCCGCCAGUUUCAGAGUCUGGGUUCCUGAGGAGCCGCUGGAUAUUGAGAUCCCGGAUCCAAAGCUGAGCGAGAUCCGAGGGUGGAAGGUGCGCACCCCGGCUGCCGGCAAACACCCCAACGAUCUCAGCAGGCUCUUCACGCCGACGGCGGCCUACCCCAGCGAGAGGACGACGUGCCAGGUGCGCUACCAGCAGACGCCGCUCGAGGUGUAUGCCAAGUUCGUGUCUCGGGACGACAACUCGGGCCGCGUGUCGUACGUGGCCGGCCGCAAGACCUCGCUGCGGGUCACCGACCUGGUCAAAGGUCACCUGCGGGUGGCCGACCCGCAGUUUGCCACGCUGCGAGACAACCUGCUAGUGGGCAAGGCGCCCGGCCGGACUCGUGUGCAGCUGCUGUCGCCGAUCACGGGCGCCGAGGUGGCGUCCCGCGAGUUCCGCGUCACCGGCGACCGGGUAUCGGUGGCCGCCCUGGAGGCCUCCGUCAUCAGCGGCCUGCAGCUGGCCGUGUCCCGCCGCGCCGAGAACGAGUACGCGGCCGUCACCAGCGUCACCAGCCGGCUGACGGCACAGUACCAGGAGGGCCUGCUGGACCUGACGCUACUGUUCAGUGACGGCACGCGCACGCCGCUGUCGGACGUCGAGUCGUCCAACUACGCGCUGGACGUGGACACGCUGGCGCCGCGCGUGGUGGCGCUGGCGCCGCAGACCGGCCACCAGACGCGCCUGCUCGCCAUCGCGCCCGGAAAGGGAAAACUCAUCAAGGUCUCUCUGGAGAUGGACGAGGCGUGUGGGAAGCGGCGCCACGAGGAGCUGGCCACCACCUACGUGCACGUGGAGGUGCAGUUUCCAGGCCAGUUUCUGUCCGAGGGCAUCCAGAACGACGCGUCGCACCUGCUGGGCCGGCCGGAGCUGUACGAAGGGGAGCGGCACGGCCUGCAGCAGGUGCUGGAGGACGCCGUGAAGGCCGGCAAGGACGGCGCCUCGGUGUCUGUGGGCGCCAAGCGGCACCCGCACGGCUCCGGCCACCGGCUGCAGCCGCUCGAGGUCGGCAUGUUCAUCCUGCUCGGCGUCUUCUGCGUGGUCAUCGCCAUCUUCAUCGCCGCCUGCUUCGUCUACGCAGGACAGGUGAAGCGUGCCAACAAGGAGGGCGGCGUCGGCGGCGCGCGCCAGUCGCACGCCAACGCCCAGGACUGGGUGUGGCUGGGCCGCUCCAGCCUGGAGCACGUGGCCACGCGCAGCUCGUGCUCGCAGAGCCAGCUGGCCGUCAGCGACAUGAACGCCAACGUGGACCGGUUCCCGCCGGCCAGCCGCGAGCGUGACCUGCACAUCACAGUGAACCCGCAGCAGCCGGCCGGCUCUGCGGCGGCCGGCGGCCAGCAGCAGCGGCUGCAGCAGCACCAGCAGCUGCUGCAGGAGCGCCAGGACCAGCAGCAGCAGCAGCAGCAGCAGCAGCAGCAGCAGCAGCAGAAGAAGCAGCGGAGGAAGCCGCCGCCGCAGAAGGCCGUCGACAGCAGGACAUUUGUGAAGAGCCGCUCCGACCAGCCACUCUACCAGAAUGUCGGUUGUCUGUACGAGGAGGACGGGGAGGAGGAGCUGCCCUCGGAGUCGGAGGACACGUCCUGCGCUCCGCCGCCGGUGCCCCCGCACCAGGCGCCGGCAGCAGCGCCGCCCGGCGGCCGCCAGGCGGCGCCGUUCGUCCGGCCGGCGGCGCGCCAGGCGGCCGUCCGACGCGCCAACGUGGUCGAGAACCCGCUGCUGCGCGCCCGCUCCGAGCCCGAGGCGCGCCAGGCGGCCGCCGAGCUCGGCCUCGGCAUGGACUACGACGAGCUGAUGCGCUACUUCGACAGCCUCAAGGAGUCAAACGCCUAGAGGGCGCCAGUAUUGGGCGGCGGCUGUGCAGGCCGCGCGAGUCAUAUAAAGUCCCAGCCGGGCGCCGGGCGGCGGUAGCGCCGCGCCGGACGGCCGCCUAUUUGUUAUUUAUUUAUUAUUAUGUUGUGCGCGCGGUCGUCGUUGUGUCGAGCGAUGGUGGCACAUUAUCGAGUCAUCCUCGAGUCCUCAUCAUGUGCGAUUCACGUUACCAUUAAUGUCCCCGCGAUAUGUCACCAACUGUAGUGUAUAUCUUACACAAACGUUCCUCAGUUGUCUUGGGGCUGUCGCCUAUUGGUCCAGAAAUUAUAAUGAGGCAAAGUAAUGAUCAGUCAUAAUGAUAUUGAUUUACUGCAUGCCUAUUUUAUAGAACUUAUAGGUGUCAUUCCGUAGAGCUAAACAAAUGACAGGUAGGCAACAGCCAUUGUUCCCUGUUCAAUUUCUGGACCGACAGGCAGCGUACCCUGAUUGUUCGCGCCUCGGCAUUGAUAACAUAUAGUAUGCCAUCUUUCCCAUGACGUAGAGUUCUAGGCGCCCGUGCUGGCGUAACCUUGUGUUGUCAUUGUCAAGGAAAACGGCACAAAUGCUGCACUCGGCCGGCAGACCGGUUCCGUGCAGCCGAAAUAAAAGCCGUGAUUAAGUUUUGCGCAUUUCCAUUUGCACUUCUCGGAAUGUAACCGGCACAUUGUACUGAAGUAAGUAGUGGAUGACAUCUUAGUGUUGCCAUUUCCGGCAUUCCGACUUCCGAGGUGACUACAAAAUAAUGCCAAAAGUUUCCGGUGAGAUAGAUCCUAUUCCCGAGGGUCGCUGUUUCUGUACAUAUGCAUUACGCACAGCUGCGGGCCUGGCUCAAGCCAGACCUGUCCGUCGAUCUAGUUAGUUACUAGUUAGUUUACAAGUACCGGAACGUAUCUGACGAGGCUGUUCACGCGGUGUUGUUCUGUGCUGUCCGCCCGUCUGCCGCGCACCUGGGGAGAGGCUACCGGCGCACCGUGACCUGCGCGUCCCCCGGGACGAGGCUACUCACCGCCGAGACGCCCGCUCGGAGCUCAGCUGCAGGCCCGCUGCGUUACCUCUCUGUAGUCGGGACUGGCCGUUGGCAGCUGGCCCGUGUAGGCUAGAGCGGCUCUGUCGCACUGGAUAGGCGGUGUAAGACGGUACAGAAUGCUAGUCGAACCGGCGGAGGGACCCUCGCACCCGCGCCACUCAAACCCGGGGUCCGGGCACUGAAUGAUAUGUUUUGCUUAUUGUGCUUUGUGUGCGUGUCAGGUUAGAUUAUUCUUCCGAGGCAGAAUCUCACGGGGACGCUGUGCGGCGUUUCCAUGGUGACGACAAUCUGCGGCGUCUGUAUUGCACGUGCCAUAGCGAGUGCCGCGAUCGGUGUCUGUCAUUAGAGUCAGUAAUUAGCUCACUUCUGUCUGUCCCUCAUAAAUAUAUUUGAGAGUAUCAUUGAUUAAACCGAUUGCUAAAUUAUCAGAGUCAGAAUAAUACAGCGUAACCUUCGAUCCA
Messenger RNA from Amphibalanus amphitrite, 4995 nucleotides. RefSeq names its product transmembrane protein 132E-like. NCBI's taxonomy places the organism in Eukaryota, Metazoa, Arthropoda, Thecostraca, Balanomorpha, Balanidae. The transcript is spliced from 15 exons. Bases 151 to 3489 code for a protein of 1112 amino acids. The record is from RefSeq and is a predicted model, not a curated record.